Messenger RNA from Wasmannia auropunctata (little fire ant), 2724 nucleotides. RefSeq names its product rho guanine nucleotide exchange factor 3-like. The transcript is spliced from 6 exons. The record is from RefSeq and is a predicted model, not a curated record. NCBI's taxonomy places the organism in Eukaryota, Metazoa, Arthropoda, Insecta, Hymenoptera, Formicidae. Gene Ontology annotation, biological process: positive regulation of Rho protein signal transduction; intracellular signal transduction. Gene Ontology annotation, molecular function: guanyl-nucleotide exchange factor activity. Bases 331 to 1875 code for a protein of 514 amino acids.
CUUUCUACACCUAAAACGAGAUAGGGAAUGCAAUUUAGAUAUAAAGAAAGAGAGACAGAAGGAAAAAUAAACAAGUACGAAAAGUUCAAUCACAGAGAGGGGAGGGAUAUUUUCUGCGUCCAGUCGAGAGAUUGGAAAUUUGAUCACAAUAAUGAAAUGUAUUGAUUCUGCGUCACUACGAUAUUAAUAUUAAUUUUCUGAAAUACCAAUAUUAAUAUAAACGUUGAAAUAAACAUGCAAAAUUUGAUGCGUGUAAAGGGUGUAGGUGUAGGUAUAGCGGGAGUGUAGAAUGAGGCCGGCUACAACCGCCCGACAAUUUGCGGCAUUAUCAUGGACGAUGAGUGUAACACGACGAUCAAGGAUACGUUCCAGGAGCCACGAAAAAGAUUCUGGCUGAGAUCGAGGAAACGGCUGAAGAGCGACGCGAUAAGCGUCAGCUCGAUGGACAUCUCCAUGGAGUCCGACACAGGCAAGAAGAAGAAGCGUCGCAGAAUCACGGAGGUUGCCAGCAGCAUAUUUUCCUCCUCGGUCACGACGGCGAGUAAAUCGGGAGGCACCCUGCACAGAUCCUUCACGAUCCAGCCGAACUCGUCGGAUCUGUCCAUCGUCGAGGACGAGGCAGACACGAGGACGUUACGUAAAAAAUUGAACAAAGCUAACGAAAGUUGCAACAAUUUGGCAAUCAGGAGUUGGAUGUCGGACAUCGCGCAGCCACGCGGUGAGGAACGAUUGAACAGUGUGUUGAGUCGGAGCGAGAUCAAGCGGCAAGAGGCCAUUUACGAGUUGUACUGCGGUGAAAAUGUGCUACUUAACGAGCUCUGUACGCUGAGAAACUUCUACUACGAGCCGAUGUCAACCUCUGAAAUCUUCACGUCCGAGGAACUGUCCACACUCUUUGGCGAUCUUGUAAAUCUCAUUGACAUACACAGUAACUUGAGGGACGAAUUGUUCAAAUUGCGGGAUAGAUACGGAUUCACAAAGACCGUGGCACCAACGCUAUUAAAUUGGCUGUCAACAUUAAAGAAACCGUAUUUGGAGAGGUGCAGAACAUUGGUUUGGGCGAGGCAUUUGCUGGAGGAGAAGAGAUUCACCAAUAAGAGAUUCCAGUCGUUUCUAAAGAAGCGCUUGGAGUCACCGCAUUCCGUCGACCUGUGGACUUACUUGGACGUGCCACGUUCGAGGAUCGUGAAGUAUCCGCUACUAGUGAAGGAGAUCUUAAAAUACACACCUGCUGCCGACGCAGAUCACUUACCGUUAAAAGAGGCGAGUAACGUGUUAUCCGAUCUGCUGAAGGACAUCGAUCGUAUUAUGGGCGAGGCCGAGUGCAAGCUCGCUCAAUCGAAGAUAAACGCGAAAAUCGAGCACGAUCCUGAAAAGUGCAUCGUCAACGCCACAGAGUUGAUUACGGAGGGUCAGCUUAAGGAUACGCGUGGAAUCAAAUAUCACUGUUUUCUUUUCGACACUUGCUUCGUGGUGACCCGCCCUACGCGGCGCGUUAACAAAAAGUACAAUCUGCCCUUCCCCGUCAUACCCAAGGAGCGGAUAUACGUGCAAGUGGAAGAUAAAAAUGUCGCGGAAAUCUGCUUCAAGAUCGGGGAAUUUUCUUUCAUAAUGGAAGACGGGCACAAGAAAAGACAUUGGGUCGACUCGUUCAACAAGGUACACUCUAGAGUAUGCAUUCCGGAUAAAGUGUUCAACACUGACGACAAGGAGAACUUGUUGGACAACACAGAGCUAACCGAGUCGAAUGAUUGCGUCACGAGAACGUCGAUAUCCAGGAGAACUUCCACAAGCAGUAUAAAUGACACUCUAUUCUCCUUUUCCAUAAGGAAGAGUCUACUCAAGCAAAAACGCAACAGUAUCGGCUACAUAUAAUGAAAGCUCAUUCACGGACUCUUAUCUUUUCAAUAAGAAGAGUUCUUGUUGAUUUUAUUAUACGAAAAUUAUGAGAUAUGAUUAAUACAAAAAUGCCAAGUUAAUAUAAUGAAAAUUAUUUUUAUCUACGUUGCAAUCUUUUUCCACGAGCUUUGUUUUUUAUACUUGAAAAUUGUAAUAAUAACUAAAAGUUCUCAAAAUAGCAAUGUAUUACACAUUCCAAUACAACGGUAAUGUAAAUGUAAAAAGAUUCGACAGUAUUUAUAUUUAUACGUUGAUAACAUGAAGUAAUUAACACAUUACACUUUACGGUCUGCAAUGACCUCGUGCUAAAAUUGAUUGACUUACACGUCAUAGAAAUUAAUUGUAGUUUUCCAAAGAGAUUUUAAUCUGCAUACUCUCCAAUAAUUAAUUUUAUUAAGCAAGAAUAGCUUAACACGUGUAUACAUACAUGCUGAAUAAAGCAUGGCUUAGAAAUAAUGUAAUAUAUAUGUACAAAUAUUAUUAUCUAUCUCAAAAUAUUCACGGGAAAUCAGUCUUAUAUUUAUAGUUAUAUGCAUUCAUUCUGUAUUAGCAUAUAUUUAAAUGGUAAAUGGAAUAUAUAUACACAUUUUUUUGCAAUAAAAUAACAAAACGUGAAGUGGCUUUAAUUUACAUAGACAAAUAUCAUUCCUAUUUAUAAAGAUUUUAAUUAACAGCUUAUCAAAUUUUUGAAAAAUAUAAAAAAGAUGAGAAGAUUAUACAAAUUCAAACGUCGUACUUAAUAGUGUAACAAUGUUUGAUUCUAGUAGCGGAAUUAAUUAUAUUAUGAACAAAAGAAAUAUAAACCAAUAAAAUCUUUAUAAAAAA